Sclerotinia sclerotiorum 1980 UF-70 is the source of this 864-nucleotide messenger RNA. RefSeq lists its product as hypothetical. The coding region runs from base 1 to 864 and encodes 287 amino acids. Gene Ontology annotation, biological process: DNA catabolic process. NCBI's taxonomy places the organism in Eukaryota, Fungi, Ascomycota, Leotiomycetes, Helotiales, Sclerotiniaceae. The record is from RefSeq and is a predicted model, not a curated record. Gene Ontology annotation, molecular function: endonuclease activity; nucleic acid binding. The transcript is spliced from 7 exons.
AUGAAGGUUCAAACCAGUGCAGCGCUUCUCCUCUCCUCUUGGGUUCCAGCUACCUACGCUUGGGGUACCUUGGGACAUGAAACUGUUGCAUAUAUUGCUACCAACUUCGUCUCUGCUUCUACUAAAUCCUAUUUCCAAGGCAUUUUGGGUGAUAGCACUACAGACUACUUAGCAAGUGUUGCUGCCUGGUCUGAUUCGUACCGCUACACUACUGCUGGUAAAUUCUCGGCACCGUUUCAUUUUAUCGAUGCAGAGGAUAACCCACCUGAUUCGUGCGGUGUUGACUACGAGAGAGACUGCGGAUCUUCAGGAUGCGUCGUCAGUGCCAUCCAAAACUACACAACCAUUUUACAAAAGGGCACUGCUAGUGCUGCCAACUUGGACAUCGCAGCUAAGUUCGUCGGCGAUAUCCACCAACCGCUGCACGACGAAGAGCUCGACGUAGGCGGAAACACCAUCUCCGUCACCUAUGCCGGCAAAAAGACCAAUCUGCACGCCAUCUGGGAUACGCAAAUCCCCGAACAAUACGUCGGCGGAUACUCACUUGCCGAUGCGAAAACUUGGGCAGCUACCCUCACCACCGCUAUCAAGACCGGAACUUAUUCCUCUCUCACCUCGGGCUGGACAAAGGGUAUCGAUAUUGAUGACCCAGUCUCUAGUUCGAUGGUCUGGGCUCAGGAUAGCAAUGCCUAUGUUUGCAGCACGGUUUUCGCAGAAGGUAUUACGGCGGUGGAGUCGGGUGAUUUGAGCACGAAUGGUUACUAUGAUGCUGCUAUUCCCAUUGUUAAGUUGCAGAUUGCCAAGGCGGGGUAUAGACUUGCCGCUUGGUUGGAUUUGAUCGCUACUGGUACUACUAAUCUCUAA